Messenger RNA from Mesocricetus auratus (golden hamster), 3361 nucleotides. RefSeq names its product PIF1 5'-to-3' DNA helicase (gene Pif1). Gene Ontology annotation, biological process: DNA repair; telomere maintenance. The coding region runs from base 394 to 2307 and encodes 637 amino acids. Gene Ontology annotation, molecular function: DNA helicase activity. NCBI's taxonomy places the organism in Eukaryota, Metazoa, Chordata, Mammalia, Rodentia, Cricetidae. The transcript has 13 exons. The record is from RefSeq and is a predicted model, not a curated record.
GAAUGUUCUUAGAGCUGUAGCUUUGCUGCCGGCCGGUUCUGAUCGACUUUUUCCUCCGAAAGCAAAAAGAACCACUUUCUCAUCUGGCCAUUGCUGGACAACUGAGGCUCGACAGCCCUAAGUGCAUUUGACGCCACCUUUCAUCGCCCCGGGAACUGCAGCAGAAGACAUUUCUAGAGUGCUUUCUCCUCGCUCCAGAGUGCUUGUAGUAUCUUGGUGGCUCCUUCUGUUACCAGUGACAGCCUCCCUGAUCCUAAGUGUUCUGGACAGGUUUUUUUGUUUGUUUGUUUGUUUUUGUUUUGUUUUUCGUCACGGCAUUCAUACCACCUAUAACAUCCCGAUUUUCCGUGACUUGUGUGCUCCGGUCUCUGCAAAUCUGCAGAGGCACUGGAGAUGCUUUCUAGCACCCAGGCGGCAACAGGUGAAUGUGACGACGCGGAGCUGCGGUGCCGGGUGGCCGUGGAGGAGCUGAGUCCUGGCGGGCAGCCUCGCAAGCGCCAGGCCCUGCGCACUGCGGAGCUGAGCCUAGGUCGAAACGAACGCCGAGAGUUAAUGCUGCGGCUGCAGGCCCCGGGACCUGUGGGGAAACCACGUUGCUUUCCGCUGCGCGCCGUGCGCCUCUUCACCCGCUUCGCUGCGGCCGGGCGCAGCACGCUGAGGCUCCCCGUUGAUGGCGUCCCCCGGGCUGGUUCAGUGCAGCUGCUGCUCUCCGACUGUCCCCCGGAGCGCCUGCGCCGCUUCCUGCGCACGCUGCGUCUGAAGCUGGCGGCGGCCCCAGGGCCAGGACCCGCCUCUGCUCGCGCACAACUGCUCGACCCGCGACCCCGAGACUUUGUCACCAUCAGUCCAGUGCAACCGGAGGAACUGCGUCGUGCCGUGGCCACCCGGGCUCCAGAUUCCGCCCUGGAGAAGCGGCCAACGGAAUCAAAGCCUAGUACGGAAGCUCCAAGGUGGCCCCUGCCUGUGAAGAAGCUGAGCAUGCAUUCCAGCAAACCGAAGCUUUCUGAGGAGCAGGCUGCUGUGCUGAGGCUGGUCCUGAAGGGCCAGAGCAUCUUCUUUACUGGGAGUGCAGGAACAGGAAAGUCCUAUUUGCUGAAGCAAAUUCUAGGCUCCCUGCCCCCGACUGGCACCGUGGCCACUGCCAGCACCGGGGUGGCAGCGUGCCACAUCGGAGGCACCACCCUUCACGCCUUUGCAGGCAUUGGCUCAGGCCAGGCUCCCCUGGCCCAGUGUGUGGCCCUGGCCCAUCGACCAGGUGUGCGGCAGGGCUGGCUGAACUGUCAACGUUUGGUCAUUGAUGAGAUCUCCAUGGUAGAGGCAGACUUGUUUGACAAGUUGGAAGCUGUGGCCAGAGCUGUCCGGCAACAGAAGAAGCCAUUUGGAGGGAUCCAGCUCAUCAUCUGUGGGGACUUCCUACAGUUGCCACCAGUGACCAAAGGCUCCCAGCGCCCUCAAUUCUGCUUCCAGGCCAAGAGUUGGAGGAAGUGUGUGCCUGUGACUCUGGAGCUGACUGAGGUGUGGAGACAGGCAGAUCAGACCUUCAUCUCUCUGCUGCAAGCUGUGAGGUUGGGAAGAUGUUCAGAUGAAGUCACCCGCCAGCUCAGGGCCACUGCUGCCCAUAAAGUGGGAAGAGAUGGAAUUAUAGCCACGAGACUCUGCACCCAUCAGGAUGAUGUGGCCCUUACCAAUGAGAAGCGGCUGAAGGAGCUGCCGGGUGAGGUGCACAGCUUUGAGGCUAUAGACAGUGACCCUGAGCUAGCCCGGACCCUGGAUGCCCAGUGUCCUGUUAGCCGUGUCCUUCAGUUAAAGCUUGGGGCUCAGGUCAUGCUGGUGAAGAACUUGUCAGUGUCUCGGGGCCUGGUAAAUGGAGCCCGGGGAGUGGUAGUUGGAUUUGAGUCAGAAGGGAGAGGGCUUCCCCAAGUACGGUUCCUGUGUGGUGUCACUGAAGUCAUCCGAACUGACCGCUGGACGGUACAGGUCACUGGGGGCCAGUUCCUCAGCCGGCAGCAACUUCCCCUACAGUUGGCCUGGGCAAUGUCCAUCCACAAAAGCCAGGGCAUGUCUCUGGACUGUGUGGAGAUCUCUCUGGGCCGCGUGUUUGCCAGUGGUCAAGCCUAUGUGGCCCUCUCGAGGGCCCGCAGCCUCCAGGGCCUACGUGUGCUAGACUUUGACCCCACGGUGGUUCGCUGUGAUCCCCAAGUGUUGCACUUCUAUGCCACCCUGCGGCAGGGCAGGGGCCUCAGUCUGGAGUCCCAAGAUGAUGAGGAGGCAAAUUCAGAUCUGGAGAACAUGGACCCAAACCUCUGACUCAGCUGACAGAGAAGACAAACGUGGACUACCCAACGUCCGGCUUCUUUAUGGGUCAAGGCCCUAGGGGAUAACUGGGAGAGGGGCCUGUGUUUCUUCCCUCGCUCAGCCUUCUGGUGGGGGUAAGGACAUGGUUUCCUGUCUAUUUACCAACUUUUUCUCAGUGUCACCCCUUUCCCUGGAGAAACUACUUCCAGGGUCAGAGGUUGGAGAUGGACAAAGCUCUGUGCAAGGGCUGGACACUGGCACAGAGCCCUGAGCUGUAGCCUGGAGAGGCAGUGCAGACCCCACAGGCAGGGCCUGUUUUUACAUGUAUUUAUUCUGUGUACAUGUGAAGAUCAGAGAACAGCCAGAGCGAGGUGGUUCUCUCUUCCCCCAGGUGGGUCCUGGGGGUUACAUUCAGGUCAUGGGGCUUGGUGGCAGGCCUCAUAAGCAAUCUUGCCAGCCCUGGGGAAUGUUUUAAUAUUCUUUGUGUUAUUAUAACAAAAUACACAAGGAUGAGUACUUUAUGAAGAAAAUGAUUUAUUUAACCUGCAAUUCUAGAAGAUUAAGAACAUGGAACCAGACUGUGCUCAGCUAUGCCAGGGCUUCAUGGCAGCUGGCACUACCCAACAGGGACACAUGCAGGGGUGCUCAUAUAAUGAGACGAGCCGCAGGAUACAGUAAUUCUGUGGAACAGCAUUAACCCAUUCCUGAGGGCAGGACCCCUUGCUUUAGUUACCUUCCAUGUGGCCCAUCUCUUAAGAGUUACGUCAUCUUAACCCUGCUGCACUAGGGACCACGCUUCCAGCACAUAAACCCAUAAGGAAAACCAUCCAAACCGUAGCAGGAGCCUACAGGGGAUACAGGCCAGACACAAACUCAAGAUAGAAGUUUAAUUACCUUCACAGCUGAUCUCAGCCUAACACAGCCCCAAGUAAACACCUUUCUGAGCCUGUCCUGAGAGCGGGCGCUGCAAAAUGUGCUCAUUUUAGGAGAGCUAAUGUGUAAGGCACUGGAAUGGAUGUUCUCAGGUUGUAUUUAUUUAGGUCAAAUAAACUUGUGAAUCGUGUAA